Achroia grisella is the source of this 770-nucleotide messenger RNA. RefSeq names its product GILT-like protein 1. The record is from RefSeq and is a predicted model, not a curated record. The transcript has 5 exons. NCBI's taxonomy places the organism in Eukaryota, Metazoa, Arthropoda, Insecta, Lepidoptera, Pyralidae. Gene Ontology annotation, molecular function: oxidoreductase activity, acting on a sulfur group of donors, disulfide as acceptor. The coding region runs from base 53 to 754 and encodes 233 amino acids.
ACAUUAUGAUCUGCAAAAGUUUUAGCUUCAGUUAGAUAUUGAGUGUGCAACAAUGAAUUAUUACAAUUUGCUGUUUUUAAAAUUAUUAUUUUUUUGUCUCAUAAAAGAAUAUCAUGCAGAUACGUCAAAUGGUAGUAGGCAUGAUAUUAACACACAAGAGACUGGAAAACAGGAUAAUUCCACUGUCAGUAUAGAGAAGAUUACUAUCAAAGUAUACUAUGAGACUCAUUGUCCGGCCAGCGUGACUUUCUUUACGGCGCAACUCCAGCCAGUCGUAAAGAAAUUAGGCUCAUACUUGGAUGUGCAUUUGAUUCCAUAUGGACAUGCCACGACUCGUGAAGUACUCGGGAGAUACUUGUUCAAAUGUCAACAUGGACCAAAGGAGUGUAAUGGUAAUAAGUUACACGCAUGUGCAGUAGACGCACUGCAAAACAACACUAAGGCAGUUGUGUUCAAUAGCUGUCUUAUGCAGUUUUCUAGACAUACAUAUGAAACUGAUACCGCUUUUGUAUUAAUCAAGUGUGGGAAAAAUUUAAAUUUGUCAGUUAAUGGCAUAUGGAGGUGCAUGGAUAGCGAACGCUCGUCUCGUCUACUGAAAAGCUAUGGGGAUGAAACUCAUUCACUAAGGCUGCGCUACGUACCUUACAUACUAAUGGACUAUUCUACAACUGGUCAAUUCGAAUUAGUUGAUGAUCUCAUGACCACAGUAUGCCGAAUUCUACAGCCAACGCCACCGUCUUGCAUUAUAUUUUAGCUGUACCUAAACAAAA